Aspergillus caelatus is the source of this 1574-nucleotide messenger RNA. It is a transcript of the gene rmt2, whose product is annotated as protein-arginine N5-methyltransferase. Gene Ontology annotation, molecular function: protein arginine N5-methyltransferase activity. The record is from RefSeq and is a predicted model, not a curated record. The transcript is spliced from 2 exons. Lineage: Eukaryota; Fungi; Ascomycota; Eurotiomycetes; Eurotiales; Aspergillaceae. Gene Ontology annotation, biological process: peptidyl-arginine methylation. The coding region runs from base 264 to 1532 and encodes 422 amino acids. Gene Ontology annotation, cellular component: cytoplasm; nucleus.
CUCUAUCUAUGCUGCGCGGAAUGCGAUUUAAUUGGCUCCGCGCGCGGAGUUGAUGAACGCGGUGGGCGGAAAUUUUAUAUCAACGGCGGGGAAGAAACAUUUUACUCCUACACUCUAAAGUCGACUCCAACCCAGUCGCUCUAAUACAAGGAAACCACUGAUACCUCCCAAUCGUCUACAUAAGUUUCCUAUAUUAAUACGUCUCCCCCUCGACUAGCAAAAGACCAAAUCCACAGAGAAAACAAAGAAAGCCAAAGAAAGAAAUGACCGACCCAACAACAGAAAUCGACGUCGAUAUCGACGUCCAAGAAAUCCUCCUCGCCGCCUCCCAACACGACAUCCCCAAACUCCGCCAACUAAUCCGCUCAAACCAGACAAUCGCAAACCCUGUCAACGUCAGAGACCCCGAAACUGGGUAUGCGCCAUUACAUGCGGCAAUUGCGGCCUGUGAGCCUGACGACGACGAGCCAAACGGCGUCCAGACGAACGGGGAGCAGACGAACGGGGAGCAGAAAGAUGAGCAGAAGAGCCUUGAGGAGAAGGGCUCGGCGACUGUGAGGUUUUUGCUUCAGGAGGGCGCGAUUUGGAACGAUCUCGAUAAUAAUAAUGAGACACCUGGGUGUGUUGCUAGGCGGUUGGGGCUGAGGGAGUUGUAUGAGCAGCUUGUUGAUGCUGGUGUGCGGGCGGAGCUGCUUUUGAACCGGUUGGAUGGGUAUGAGGAGCUUGAGGAUGAUGAUGAGGAAGAGGAAGAGGGACAGGAAGAGAAGGCUGAGACUGAGGCUGGCGCUGAGGAGGUGGAGGUGGAGGGUGAACCUGCUCCUCAGUUGGUUGAGGCGGCUACAACUACUGAAACGGCUAUGGAGACGGGUCCCGAUGUCACCAAUUCCCGGUAUCUUGAUUCCAAUUUGACUUUCCAGAAUGACCGUUUGCUGGACCAGGAUCAGAACGGUGUUAUGAUGGCUUGGGAGACGGAUAUUAUGGCCAAGUCGGCGAAGAAGCUACUGCCUACGUCUGGGCUGCGUGUUCUGAAUGUCGGACAUGGUAUGGGUAUUGUGGAUGGAUUCAUCCAGGAGCAGUCACCUGCAGAGCACCAUAUCAUUGAAGCGCACCCGGAGGUUGUCGCUGAGAUGAAGCGGAAGGGCUGGGGUGAGAAGCCGGGUGUCACGAUCCAUGAGGGCCGGUGGCAGGAUAUUCUCCCUGACUUGGUCGGACAGGGCGUUAUGUUUGAUGCCAUCUACUACGAUACAUUUGCCGAAUCGUAUGGCGACUUCCGGGAGUUCUUCAGUGAGCAAGUUAUUGGACUCCUUGAGCAAGAGGGGAAGUGGAGUUUCUUCAACGGCAUGGGAGCUGACCGGCAAAUCAGCUACGAUGUCUACCAGAAGGUGGCUGAGAUGGACCUGAUGGAUGCUGGGUUCGAUGUUGAAUGGGAAGAGAUUGCGCUGCCUAAGCUGGAUAACGAAUGGGAUGGCGUGCGCAGAGCAUACUGGCAGAUUGAAAGCUACCGCCUGCCUCUAUGCAAGUAUAUGGAUUAGAAUGAGUUAGAAAUGAUUUAUGUUAGACACGCCAAACUUGAA